CGGAACGUAAUCGACGGGCCCCGUCGCAGAGACAUCUCGCGCCGUCGCCGCAGAUCGCGCUUGGUCGGUACCUCCUCUGUCAUCGCUGGUCGUAUCGCGCGCGUAUCACGCCAUAUCUCGCGACCGCCGUUAUCGCACAUCAUCCGAUCUGCGGCAAUUGCGUACCGGCGGUCUCCCGGCCGUCCGACACGUUCGCGAUAACUCCCCUCCCCUCAUCACCCACCCAGAGACACACCGGAGACCAUCUCAGGGAUAGUGACGACGGUGUUUUUCCAUACCAAUAGCGGUUACGUACACGCAUUAUGAUAUCGUGAUAGCCACAACGGCCGUACCCGCGGUAACGACCCCUCAGCGUCACCACUAUACCACCAACACCUGCCCGAAACCCAUCAGAGACCUGACGACGACGACAAAAACGAUCCCGGUUAACGGCUUUCCGACGGCGGCGGUCGUCGCGUCGCACAGCCGCAGCGCCCGCGUACGCCACUCGCGAUGGACCACCGCUGCCGCGGCCAGCUAAACGGCUGCGUCCCGGUGACAGUCUUUGACGGCGGUUUCGAUCGUACCGGCGGCGGCUGCGGCGGCGGCGGUAUCGUCUGCCGUACCGGUACCGGUCGCGUCGCUAGCAGUGCGCGGGCGGACAACAGCGGUACCGGCGCCGCGGGCAGCGGUGCAGGAAUCGGCAGCAACAUCACCUGCAGCACUGGUACCUGCAGCGGCAGCGGUCCGACCACGGAAACGCUCGUCCGACGCCGACGCGAGAUCUGUUGGGUUUUGCGGUCGGGUCGCAUUUUUGCGUAAGGAUCGUAUGGUGUUUGGCUUUAGGGCUGGCUGCGAUAAUGUGGCACUCGGGUGGAAUGGGCAGCCACGGCGGUGGCUGGAUGAAGCUGAUGGGAAUGGUGCACAGGGACCGGAGAUCGGCGCAACGGCACGUACAGGACGCCGCUACAGCAUUGCUGGCUCCUAUCGACAGGUCGCUGCCGAAACUCAGUACCCAAGACGAAGACGGCUGUGGUCCAGGGGCAAAUCUUGGCACAGGCCUCACACACGGUCAUCCUCAACACUGUUCGGGGAGCGCGACAUUCGAACCGAUACCGCACGACCACGACUUCUGCGAAAGAGUUACAAUCAACGUGAGCGGUAUGAGGUUCGAGACGCAGCUACGGACGUUGAAUCAGUUCCCGGAUACGCUGCUGGGCGACCCGUGUCGGAGGAUGCGGUACUUCGAUCCGCUGCGCAACGAGUACUUCUUCGACAGGAACCGGCCGACGUUCGACGCCAUACUCUACUAUUACCAGAGCGGCGGCCGGCUGAGGAGGCCAACUACGGUGCCGUUGGACGUGUUCUCCGAGGAGAUAAAGUUCUACGAGCUUGGCGAACUGGCCACCAAUAAAUUUAGGGAAGAAGAGGGUUUUAUAAAAGAAGAAGAGAAACCACUGCCAAAGCCCGAGUUCCAGCGGAAGGUGUGGCUGCUGUUCGAGUACCCGGAGAGCUCUCAAGCCGCCCGGGUGGUGGCCAUCAUAUCCGUGUUCGUCAUACUACUGUCCAUCGUUAUAUUCUGCCUGGAAACGUUGCCAGAGUUCAAACACUACAAGGUGUUCAACACGACGACCAACGGUACGAAAAUCGAGGAGGACGAGGUGCCUGACAUCACCGACCCGUUCUUCUUGAUCGAGACCAUUUGCAUCGUGUGGUUCACGUUCGAGCUGUCCGUCCGCUUUCUCGCCUGCCCCAACAAGUUGCACUUCUUCAAGGACGUGAUGAACACGAUCGACAUAAUCGCUAUAAUACCGUACUUCAUCACGUUGGCCACGGUAAUUGCCGAGGAGGAGGAUCCCACGAUGAACCUGCCCAAGGCGCCGCAGAACCCGCAGGACAAGAGCACCAACCAGGCCAUGUCACUGGCCAUACUCAGGGUCAUCCGGCUCGUGAGGGUUUUCAGGAUAUUCAAACUGUCCCGACAUUCCAAGGGAUUGCAAAUUCUCGGGCGCACCCUGAAAGCCUCAAUGCGAGAACUGGGAUUGCUCAUAUUUUUCUUGUUUAUCGGUGUGGUGCUAUUCUCGAGCGCGGUGUACUUCGCCGAAGCCGGCUCAGAGAAUUCCUUCUUCAAGUCCAUCCCGGACGCAUUCUGGUGGGCUGUUGUUACCAUGACGACUGUGGGCUAUGGUGACAUGACACCAGUGGGCGUGUGGGGGAAAAUUGUCGGUUCGCUGUGCGCGAUUGCCGGCGUGCUCACAAUCGCACUGCCCGUGCCCGUCAUCGUGUCCAACUUCAACUAUUUCUAUCACAGAGAGACUGACCAAGAAGACAUGCAAUCGCAGAACUUCAACCACGUCACCAGCUGUCCUUAUCUUCCCGGUACUUUAGGUCAACACAUGGUGAAAUAUCCGUCGGGCGGCGACUCGACGUCGGACCUGAUGGAUUUGGAGUCGGCCGACAAUUGUCUGCUGGACGCGGAGCUGGACGAACCACCACUGUCGUUGCCGCCGCCGCAGCAACCCAAAAAGUUCAACAGCUGCGCCACCGUGGUCAGGCUCAACAACAACAGCAUCAAGAGGUUCAGUGUCGAAACUGACGUCUGACUAGCAGUAUUCAAAUUGCAAUCCGGCGGCCGUCCAGGUCUCCAAACGCCUAUAAGGUGCUGUGCUGUGAUAGCUAAGAUGUUUCCUUCGUUAAGUUACCUCCGACAAGUUUAUUUAUAAUAUUUUUUUAAGCGAAUAUUAAUAACGAUAAUAAAAAUUGUACUCGGAAUCUCACUCUUUUGAGGGGAUAAUUUUCUAAUAAUAUAUUGAGCCAAUAUAAUAAUAUAUAAUACAUAAUACUGCAAUUAUUAUUAUCCACAGCCGUGAGGAAAAAAAAUACAAUAAACGGAUCGUCUCAAAUUGUUUUAU
Messenger RNA from Acyrthosiphon pisum (pea aphid), 2891 nucleotides. RefSeq names its product Potassium voltage-gated channel protein Shaker (gene Sh). The transcript is spliced from 9 exons. The coding region runs from base 840 to 2582 and encodes 580 amino acids. NCBI's taxonomy places the organism in Eukaryota, Metazoa, Arthropoda, Insecta, Hemiptera, Aphididae. Gene Ontology annotation, biological process: action potential; potassium ion transmembrane transport; protein homooligomerization. The record is from RefSeq and is a predicted model, not a curated record. Gene Ontology annotation, molecular function: delayed rectifier potassium channel activity; protein binding. Gene Ontology annotation, cellular component: membrane; voltage-gated potassium channel complex.